Nicotiana attenuata is the source of this 687-nucleotide messenger RNA. Its product is annotated as fibrinogen- and Ig-binding protein-like. Lineage: Eukaryota; Viridiplantae; Streptophyta; Magnoliopsida; Solanales; Solanaceae. The record is from RefSeq and is a predicted model, not a curated record. Bases 1 to 687 code for a protein of 228 amino acids. The transcript has 3 exons.
AUGGGGACCCUCGAUGUGGAAGGAGCCCACAGAGGGGAGGACCUUUUCCGUGGGUAUUGGGUCGAAGAUGCUGCCAACAUGAUUGAAGCAUCGAGUCUCUUCGAUGAGGCUCAACAAGCCUUGAGUCGGGCACUUUUUAAGGAGGCAUUUUCCAUAUCUCGAACAGAGCUGAGCCGAUGUGAGGCCGAUCUUCAAAGGCUCACGGAGGAGAGAAAUUCCCUCAAACUUCUCUGCGGGAAAAAAAAAGAGACCAAGGGCCUCCGAGCCGAAUUAGCCACGGCUCAUAAAGAGCAGACCGACCUGAUUGAGAAGGUAAUGAAAAUCUUAGAAGCUCAAUGUUCAACGAAGGCCAAAAAAAUCGAACAGCUCCGUGAGGAGGUUAACAUGAUGAGGGCGAAGACCUUGGGGUGGAAACAAAACAUGGACCGCUUUGCCUCAGAGAAAGAUGCUGCUCGAGCCCAACUGUCAUCGGCCGAAAGUCAGCUUCAAGGCAUGAAGGAGGAAAGCUCAGCUCAAGCUAAGAAAAUAGAGGAGCUUGAGGCUCGGUUGGCCGCUGAACUUGCGAAGGUUAAAUCUGAGGCAGAAAAAGUAAAGGCUGACGCAGAGGCGAUCGUGGCCGUCUACCAAUCUGAUGCUGAAGCUGCUCAAGCCCAAGCAAGGGAAUCUUCCGAGGCCGCUCAAAAUUGA